Messenger RNA from Gallus gallus (chicken), 2368 nucleotides. RefSeq names its product solute carrier family 5 member 5 (gene SLC5A5). The transcript is spliced from 16 exons. NCBI's taxonomy places the organism in Eukaryota, Metazoa, Chordata, Aves, Galliformes, Phasianidae. Gene Ontology annotation, biological process: iodide transmembrane transport; sodium ion transport. The coding region runs from base 371 to 2254 and encodes 627 amino acids. Gene Ontology annotation, cellular component: membrane. Gene Ontology annotation, molecular function: symporter activity. The record is from RefSeq and is a predicted model, not a curated record.
GGCACUCUGCGCCCGCCGAGGUCGCGGCCGGAUCCCUGCCAGCCCUUGGGGGAGCAGCUCACAAGGGAGGUGCUUUUGCCGGGUAAAGGUUUCGGUUGGGUUUGUUUUGUCACCGGCGGGAGAUAAGUGGUGCUCAGCGCUCCGUGUUUGCGCUGGGUUUGGGGGAUUGCUGCGUCCCGGCCGUGUCCUUCGGCUGCUUCGCUCCGUGGUGGGACAGGGCAGCGCUGUGUGCCUCGGAUCGGGAGUGCCGCUGCCCCCGGACACAUUGGGACUGCUGCGCCCUGUCCCACACACAGCUCCUUGUCCCUGUGUGCCCGGGGGGGGCCGACCCCACACCACCACCGCGCUGGCAGCGCCGGGCAGCCCGGAGAUGUGGGCGCCGGAGCCCCUCACCUUCAGCCUCUGGGAUUACGGCGUGUUUGGCCUGAUGCUGCUCAUCUCCACGGGCAUCGGGCUGUUCCAUGGGCUGUCCAAAGGUGGCCAGAAGACCUCGGAGGACUUCUUCAUGGGCGGUCGGCGCAUGGCAGCAGUGCCGGUGGGGCUCUCGCUGUCGGCCAGCUUCAUGUCGGCCAUCCAGGUGCUGGGGGUGCCGGCAGAGGCGUACCGCUACGGCUCCAAGUUCCUCUGGAUGUGCCUGGGGCAGCUGCUCAACACGCUGCUCACUGCGUACCUCUUCUUGCCCGUCUUCUACCGCCUGGGGCUCACCAGCACCUACGAGUACCUGGAGAGGCGCUUCGGACGCAGCGUGCGGCUCUGCGGGACGCUGCAAUACGUGGUGGCUACGACGCUGUACACAGGGAUCGUCAUCUAUGCCCCUGCCCUGAUCCUCAACCAAGUGACCGGUUUGGACAUCUGGGCAUCUCUGCUCUCCACCGGCGCCAUCUGCACCUUUUACACCACCAUAGGCGGGAUGAAGGCUGUCAUCUGGACCGACGUCUUCCAGGUCUUUGUCAUGCUCUCCGGGUUCCUCGCCGUCAUCAUCCGGGGGCUGCUGCUGGUGGGGGGCCCCUCCAGGGCGCUGGCCAUCGCCACCAACGGCUCCAGGGUGAACUUGGGCGACUUUGACUUCGACCCACGGAGCCGUUACACCUUCUGGACCUUCCUGCUGGGCGGCACGCUGGUCUGGCUGUCCAUGUAUGGCGUGAACCAGGCGCAGGUCCAGCGCUACGUGGCCUGCAAGAGCGAGAGGGAGGCGAGGAUAGCGCUGCUGGUCAAUCAAGUGGGGCUCUUCUGCAUCGUCUCCAGCGCGGUGGCCUGUGGCCUUGUGAUGUUUGUGCUCUACAAGGACUGUGACCCCCUCCUGGCCGGCCACAUCUCAGCCCCGGACCAGUACAUGCCCUACCUGGUCCUUGACAUCUUCCAGACGUCCCCUGGGGUACCCGGACUGUUCCUGGCCUGUGCCUACAGCGGGACCCUGAGCACCGCCUCCACCAGCAUCAACGCCAUGGCAGCCGUCACCGUGGAGGACCUGGUGAAGCCCCGGCUGCCCACGCUGUCACCACGAAGGCUGAUGUUGAUCUCCAAGGGGCUGUCACUGUUCUAUGGCACUGCCUGCAUCACGGUGGCUGCGCUGGCCUCGCUGCUGGGCGGUGGUGUGCUGCAGGGCUCCUUCACCGUCAUGGGGGUGAUCGGCGGCCCACUGCUGGGAGCCUUCGUGCUGGGCAUGUUCGUGCCGGCGUGCAACACAGCUACCCCAUUGCUCGCCCUGCAGGGUGUGUUUGGGGGUCUGAGUGUCGGCCUCACGCUCUCGCUGUGGGUGGCAGUGGGUGGCAGCCUCUACCCGGCCCCUGCCAACAUUGCUGGUGUCUUGCCCGCCUCUGGAGCCCACUGCCCACUCUACAACCACACUGCCAGCACCAACCACACACUGCUGAUGGGACCACUGCCCCCCCAGCACCCCAGCAGGGAGCCUGCACGGCCUCCCAUCGUGGGUGACUUCUAUGCCAUCUCCUAUCUGUACUAUGGGGCACUGGGGACGCUCUCCACUGUGCUGGCAGGGGUGCUGCUCAGCUACCUGGCAGGGCCCACCAAGCGGGCACAGCUGCCCCCAGGAGUGCUUUGGUGGGACAUCACCAAGCAGACAUCCUCUGUGUCCCCAGCGGGGGGCACGGCGCCUUCAGGGGGGUGUCCCACCAAGGUCUGCAGAGACCCUCAGGGGGGGCCGUGUCCCGAAGCCCCCCCGGUGCUGCUGGCACGGCCCCCCCCCCAGCACCGCGGGGUCACCGAGCAGCUGCUGCAGGAAAGCCACGUGUAGGGACACGGGGAGGGGGGGGGACACGGGGGAGGGGCACAGGAACCGAUGCGCACCCCCUGUGUCGGUGUCCCCCCUCCGGGAGGGGACAAUAAAUGAGGCGGGGGCUCCAUGGGA